Molecule: messenger RNA, 2439 nt
Organism: Coregonus clupeaformis (lake whitefish)
Lineage: Eukaryota; Metazoa; Chordata; Actinopteri; Salmoniformes; Salmonidae
Product: interferon regulatory factor 8
Exons: 9
Coding region: 120-1457 (445 amino acids)
Biological process (GO): immune system process; regulation of transcription by RNA polymerase II
Cellular component (GO): nucleus
Molecular function (GO): DNA-binding transcription factor activity, RNA polymerase II-specific; protein binding; RNA polymerase II cis-regulatory region sequence-specific DNA binding
Source: RefSeq, a predicted model, not a curated record
GUUUAUUCUAUUGACGCUGAGCCAUCGACUUGGUGUUAAGGUUUAACAAUAGUCUUCAAUAAGCUAUUUGAAGGAUAUCUCAAGGAUAGCUAAAGGACCUAUCAAUAGAAAAAUAAAAGAUGUCAGUAAACCCGGGCGGUCGGAGGCUGAAACAGUGGCUAGUAGAGCAGAUCCAGAGCGGCCAGUACCCGGGGCUGCUCUGGGAGGACGACAGCCGUACCAUGUUCCGCAUCCCCUGGAAACAUGCUGGGAAGCAGGAUUACAACCAGGAGGUCGACGCCUCUAUCUUCAAGGCCUGGGCUGUGUUUAAGGGUAAGUUUAAGGAGGGGGAGAAGGCUGAGCCUGCUACAUGGAAGACCAGGCUGCGGUGUGCCCUCAAUAAGAGCCCCGACUUCGAGGAGGUGGGAGACAGGUCCCAGCUGGACAUCUCUGAGCCCUACAAGGUGUACCGUAUCGUCCCCGAGGAGGAGCAGAAGACAGGUAAAAGUGCAGCAGCAGCUUUGACAUCUAGCUCUGGUGACAUUACUGACAUGGACUGCAGCUCUGCAGACCUGGAGGAGCUCAUCAAAGAGGUGAAACAGUCUUCCAGUGAUGAGUACCUGGAUAUCAUCAAGAGGAGCCACUCUCCCCAGGAGGAUGGCUGUAGGAUGCAGCCCAGCCCAGAGUACUGGUCCCAGGGCAGUGUCAGUGUCUUCCCGGGGCAUCAAGAUCCCUCGCCGAUGGGUUCUUUCAAUGCCGCCUUCUCUCAGAUGAUCAUCAACUUCUUCUACGGUGGGAAGCUGAUGGACAGCAUGGUGACCUCUCACGCUGAUGGCUGUCGUAUCUCUCCGGGUCAGCCUCCCUUGGUCCAGCACAGGUCCCCCUACGGUCUCCCAGACAGCCUGCAGAACGUACGUUUCCCCCCCGCUGAGCUCAUUGAGGCUGAGCGCCAACGCCAUGUCACCCGCAAGCUCCUGGGCCACCUGGAGAGGGGCGUGCUGGUCCGUGCCAACCGCGAGGGCAUCUUCAUCAAGAGGCUGUGCCAGAGCCGUGUGUUCUGGAGCGGGCUGGGGGGAUUGGGUCCCCACUACAGCCCUGGGGGGCCCUGCAAACUGGAGAGAGAUGCUGUGGUGAAGAUUUUUGACACAGGAAGGUUCUUCCAAGCUCUCCAGCUGUACCAGGAGGGCCAGCUUCCCGCCCCUGACCCCAUGGUGACCCUGUGUUUCGGGGAGGAGCUUCAUGACCUCAGCACAGCCAAGAGCAAACUUAUCAUCGUCCAGAUCACUCCAGUGAACUGCCAGCAGCUGUUGGAUGCAGUGAGCAUGCGUCGUUCACAGUACAGCAGUCCUAACCUGGAGAUCCAGUCAGAUGAGCUGCAGGCCGGGGAGCAGAUGGCCCGGAUCUACCAGGACCUGUGUAGCUACACCGCUCCCCAGAGGGCAGCCUGCUACAGGGACAACAUGCCCAUCACCGCCUGAACAGAGCACCUUCCUUCACUCCCCCUCAUUGAUAUAACAAGAAAGGUCUGACAUGACAUAUGGUGAAAUAUGUCACUGACAUACACUUCAGCCUCUCACACCUCUUAGCCCGUGCUUAAACCAUUCCAAUGCUUUUCAAUUCUUGAGAGCCAAUGAGCAAGUGCAUACUUUGAUUAAUGGAGAAAGAGAUGGGAUAGGGGAUCGCAGCAAAGCCAAUACUUUGCUUGGGUGUUACAGAGGCACUGUGUGUCAAGAAAGGGAAGUACUAUACAACCGUAUUACAAAUGGUGCUGUAAAGUUAUUAAAGGGUUUACUCAUCAAAUGUACCACCCCAGUUAGUAUACCACGUUUUCCCCCAAUCCAGAAACAAACAUAGUAAAAAUGUAAUAGAAUUCAGAAUAAAUAGUGGUUUGAACUAUUCGGUCUUGUAAACUUACUAUCAUCAAGGUUAUCACUAUGCAUCUUUAAAGAACGUGGUGAAUUUACUACAGCAGUAAAUUUGAUUGAAUAAACCCUGAAGUGUUGAAUGUUAUAUUAGAAUUUGUGUGUCUAUCGGUUGACUAGAUUUAGUGUGAUUUGUUUGUCAGUUUUCUCACCUGCUUUUAAUGUAUUUUUUUGAUGGAAAAUGUGAUUGAUAUUCAAUCCAAUACUCCAUACUACUCAUCAUAUCAAAGUGUAUAAACAUUUUAAAAAAUUAAAUCAAGGGCCAGUAUAACUGUAAAAGGAAGGCAGGACAUGUAGGUACCAGUACACCAGAUUACCUAUUUUCUUUAUAUGUAGAACAUCCUUAAAACAUGUAUAUUUUUCUAUUUGUACUGUAGAAACAUAUGUUUCUUAUACUGUAUGAGAGAUUUUAACAGCAACAUGAUUGCUUGGAUUGUAUUUGAUAUAGAUAGGUUUUACUAUCGUAUUCUGCCCACUGUUUUACUCUCUCUGAAUUCAUUUUUCAAACUUUUAAAUAAAUAUCAAACUUUUCAGUAAA